GUUGUUUGCUGACCUCUGUGCUGGGAGAAUUGGAGGAUCAGUGAUGAAAUCUCUGGAGCUUGAGCUACUUUGGCCUUGUUGAUGUGUUAGUGGUAGCCUUGUCAUUUUCAGAAGCCAAAUCAAAUUGCCGGCUGCUUUUGACAGGGUGGUGAGCUACACUUGGCCUUCUACACGUGAUCUCCUGGUAAAACUGCCUCUCCAACCUGCGUGUGUGAAAUCUACCCAAAAUAAGCACCCAUACGUACAAAAUCGGACAGCUGUACAUGAUCAGCAAGCACAGCCACGAACAGAGCGACCGGGGAGAAGGCGUGGAGGUCGUGCAGAAUGAGCCCUUCGAGGACCCUCACCACGGCAACGGGCAGUUCACCGAGAAGCGGGUGUAUCUCAACAGCAAACUGCCUAGCUGGGCCAGAGCUGUUGUCCCCAAAAUAUUUUAUGUUACGGAGAAGGCUUGGAACUAUUAUCCCUACACAAUUACAGUGUUCCUUUCUGCCGAAAUUCUCCAUUCAUAUAGAAACCAAGUAUGAGGACAACAAAGGAAGCAAUGACAGAAUUUUUGACAAUGAAGCCAAAGACCUGGAGAGAGAAGUUUGCUUUAUUGAUAUUGCCUGUGAUGAAAUUCCAGAGCGCUACUACAAAGAAUCUGAGGACCCUAAACACUUCAAGUCAGAGAAGACAGGACGGGGACAGUUAAGAGAAGGCUGGAGAGACAGUCACCAGCCCAUUAUGUGCUCCUACAAGCUGGUGACUGUGAAGUUUGAGGUCUGGGGGCUUCAGACCAGAGUGGAACAAUUUGUACACAAGGUGGUCCGAGACAUUCUGCUGAUUGGACAUAGACAGGCUUUUGCAUGGGUUGACGAGUGGUAUGACAUGACAAUGGAUGAAGUCCGAGAAUUCGAACGAGCCACUCAGGAAGCCACCAACAAGAAAAUUGGCAUUUUCCCACCUGCAAUUUCUAUCUCCGGUGUCCCCCUGCUGCCGUCUUCUGUCCGCAGUGCGCCUUCCAGCGCUCCAUCGACCCCCCUCUCCACCGAUGCACCAGAAUUUCUGUCAGUUCCCAAAGAUCGGCCCCGGAAAAAAUCAGCCCCAGAAACUCUCACACUUCCAGACCCUGAGAAAAAAGCCACCCUGAAUUUACCUGGCAUGCACACUUCUGAUAAGCCAUGUCGGCCCAAAUCAGAGUAAUUACAUACGAAUAUCUCAUGGGGUUUUAUAUUUU
Molecule: messenger RNA, 1219 nt
Organism: Nycticebus coucang (slow loris)
Lineage: Eukaryota; Metazoa; Chordata; Mammalia; Primates; Lorisidae
Gene: PITPNC1
Product: phosphatidylinositol transfer protein cytoplasmic 1
Exons: 8
Coding region: 325-1185 (286 amino acids)
Biological process (GO): phospholipid transport
Cellular component (GO): cytoplasm
Molecular function (GO): phosphatidylinositol transfer activity; phosphatidylinositol binding
Source: RefSeq, a predicted model, not a curated record